Messenger RNA from Camellia sinensis, 2419 nucleotides. The record is from RefSeq and is a predicted model, not a curated record. NCBI's taxonomy places the organism in Eukaryota, Viridiplantae, Streptophyta, Magnoliopsida, Ericales, Theaceae.
UGCUAUAUAUUCUUCAUGCACUUCUCUCUAUUGAAAUCACAUUCAAUCAAGUUUUUGUGCUCAAACAUUCCAUCUUUCCUAUACUACUAAUUUAGAACUAGUUCUAUAAACCUUUCAUAAGGUGGGCAAACAGUGAGGUGAUAAGUCAGACCUACAAUCAUGUAUAAAGUUGCAAGUGCAUCCGAAUACCUAGUGAUCACCGGGGUUGGCAUCCCCGACAUAAAAAUUGCGAAAAAGGCAUGGGUUCUUCCUGGCCAAUGCUGUGCAAUCUUCGACGUGUCGCCUGUAAAUUACACUUUCGAAGUCCAAGCCAUGAGUGCUGAGAAACUUCCUUUCGUUCUGCCCGCAGUCUUCACUGUUGGCCCCCGUAUUGACGACAAUGCCAGCCUCCUUAAAUAUGCCAAACUCAUCUCUCCCCAUGACAAGCUCUCUAAUCACGUCAAAGACCUCGUCCAAGGCAUCAUCGAAGGUGAAACACGUGUGCUCGCUGCCUCAAUGACCAUGGAGGAGAUCUUCAGAGGAACCAAAGAGUUCAAACAAGAAGUUUUUGAGAAAGUUCAACUUGAACUUAACCAAUUUGGGCUUUUAAUCUACAAUGCCAAUGUUAAACAACUUGUUGAUGUUCCUGGACAUGAGUACUUUUCAUACUUGGGUCAAAAAACACAAAUGGAGGCUGCUAACCAAGCCAAAGUUGAUGUUGCCGAAGCGAAAAUGAAAGGAGAGAUAGGGUCUAAGCUUCGAGAAGGACAAACCCUUCAAAACGCUGCGAAAAUUGAUGCGGAUACAAAGAUUAUAUCGACGCAAAGGCAAGGAGAGGGGAAAAAAGAGGAAAUUAGGGUUAAGACCGAUGUGAAAGUUUUUGAGAAUCAAAGGGAGGCUGAGGUGGCGGAGGCAAAUGCUGAGUUGGCAAAAAAGAAGGCGGGGUGGGCCAGAGAGGCACAAGUGGCGGAGGUGGAGGCGACAAAGGCGGUGGCACUCCGGGAUGCGGAGUUGCAGAGGGAGGUGGAGAUGAUGAAUGCAUUGACUCGGACGGAGAAGCUUAAGGCUGAGUUCUUGAGCAAAGCUAGUGUUGAGUAUGAAACAAAGGUACAAGAGGCAAAUUGGGAGCUCCACAACAAACAGAAAGCAGCCGAAGCAAUUCUGUACGAGAAACAGAAAGAAGCCCAGGCCCAAAAAGCCACGGCUGAGGCUGCUUUCUAUGCCCGCCAACAACUUGCUGAUGGAGAAUUAUAUGCUAAACAAAAAGAAGCUGCAGGGCUUAUAGCGCUCGCACAAGCCCAAGGGGUUUAUAUACGCACGCUUUUGGACGCGUUAGGAGGGAAUUACAAUGCUCUUAGAGAUUACUUGAUGAUCAAUGGUGGGAUGUUUCAGGAGAUUGCCAAGAUUAAUGGCGAGGCGGUUCGUGGGCUGCAGCCUAAAAUUAGUAUUUGGACUAAUGGUGAUGGCGGUGAGGGUGGUGCUAUGAAGGAGGUUGCUGGUGUUUAUAAGAUGUUGCCACCAUUGUUUAAGACUGUUCAUGAGCAAACUGGAAUGUUGCCACCAGCAUGGAUGGGUGCCUUGCCUAACUCCAAUAAUGUGAACUAAUGAGUCAUGCAUAAGAUGGAGAUUCUUUGUAGUUGGUAAAUUGGGCCUUCAUGGGCUGUCAUAUAAUUUGAACCGUUCAACUUUUAAGAACUUUUGAGUAGAUAAUUUAUGUAAAAAAAUUAGGUUGAUCAAAUAAUCGUAAUCACGUGAUGAUAUCACAUUUGUCCUCAAAAUAAUGGACAAUGUCUAUUUUCAAAAUUAUACUUGCCAUGUAUUUUUUUGAAAAUAAAUAUGAACCAAUCAUGUGAUUACAAUUAUUUGAUCAACCUGAUUUGGCAUGGAUAAUCUGUUACAGAGCCUUAAAAGAUAAACGAUUUAGAUAAUGAGGUGAUCCUAUGGUGAGCUCAUAGAGGCCCAACUCUAGCUGUGAUUUCUCACUGGAAAGAAUCUCCUUACUUACGAACUUGGCAUUGUGAUGUGGAUUAGGAGGUUAAAAGAUUAAAAAUAUUUAUUUUAUGAUAAAAAUAAUUUUUCACAUAUAAAAAUCAAAUUUUAUAUAAAAAUUUCAUACAAUUUGAUUUAACAUAUUUUGGUCAUAUUAAUGAAAGACACCGCGUUUUGGGCUUAGGAUGUCAAAUUUUGUUUUUUGGUUUUUUUGAACAUGGGAUGUCAAAUUUGAAUCUAAAUUUUUGCAUUUACUUUACAUUUUCUUGAAGAAGUUGAAAUAUGUAAUCGUAUGGACGCCAUUUUAUGUGUUCUUAUGUUUGUGUUUAGUUAUGUUUCUUUUGAUCAAAAGACUUAUAUGUACAUUUGUUCGUUUCAAAUAAAUACAGUGUAUGAUAAAAAUAUUAAUAAGUGGUGGUUUGGGAUGAUCUAAAUAAAUGCACUUUUUGAC